CUUUGGUAUUUUCUAUGCAAAGAAAAUCAGAAGUCUCUCAAACUGUUAAACUCAUGGAGAGCUUCUGGUCUUUCUAUUCCAAACAAAUGGACACCAAGAAAGAUGUGGAUCUCUCUUCUUUCUUACUCGUUGAAGCCUCUGGUGAUUCUGAGAGUGAUUUUGAUCCCAACUCAGCCAUUAAAGAUCAUGUUGAUGAUGAUGCACAAUCAUGCAGCUGCGAUGUGUCGGAUUACUAUUCUCGUGUUACUGAAGUUCAACAAGAAUCUGUUCAUGGAGUUGAUGAUCAUCAUAAGGAGGUGGGAAAGGAGCAGGAAGACGAGGUUCAUGGUUAUCAAGAAUGGGCUAAUGGGUUAACAGUGAAUCAGAAAUCAUGUGUUUCUGUUGAGUCGACCAAUGAAUCCAUGAAUGAGAUGGAGAAGAACAGGCUCUUCUGGGAGACUUGCUUGGCUUCCUAAACUUUUUCUCAUUCAUUUUGCAUGGUUUUCUUUUCAUUACUGUUUAAUUUUCUUUUCAUAUAUAGCUUCCCCUGAGCUUAGGGAUAGGGGUAAAGAGGUUAAGCAUAGCUCAAAUCCUUGAUAGGAAACAAAUGUACAGAUGAUAUGCUGCUUAUAAAUUAUGUUCUUUUUCCUUUUUGCA
Messenger RNA from Manihot esculenta (cassava), 636 nucleotides. RefSeq lists its product as uncharacterized. The record is from RefSeq and is a predicted model, not a curated record. Lineage: Eukaryota; Viridiplantae; Streptophyta; Magnoliopsida; Malpighiales; Euphorbiaceae. The transcript has a single exon. The coding region runs from base 15 to 455 and encodes 146 amino acids.